AUGUCGGCGGAGACUUUCGGAGCAGCGAUCGGGAAGCCGCCGCCGGAUGCAAGUCGGAAUCUGGAAACAAAUCUGCCCGGCCCGCACCAUGACAACAAGGACGUGGAAAAGUUGACCGAUCAAGACGAAGGCACAGACGAGCAGCCAAGGCCUUCGCUGGAACGAUGGAACGACCCACAGAUCAACGCCUGGAGAUUCAUUGUCACGAAUUACUCCUUCAUUCUCAUGGGCAUGAAUGAUGCGUGCGUCGGGGCGCUCAUCCCCUAUAUUGAGCCAUAUUACGGCAUUUCGUACACGCUCGUCUCGCUCCUCUUUCUCUCGUCUUUUGUCGGCUAUUUCCUUGCCGCUCUCACCAACAAUCUCGUACACCAUCAUUGGGGCCAGCGUGGCGUCGCUGUCCUUGCUCCCCUGGCCCGGUUGAUUGGGUAUAUCCCACUGUGUCUGCAUCCACCCUAUGCAGCGUUGCCACCGAUCAUGCUGUUUCCCGGGUUCGGAAACGGUAUCGAGGACAGUGCUUGGAAUGCCUGGAUAGGAAACAUGGAAAACGCAAAUGAGUUACUGGGGUUUUUGCAUGGCUCCUACGGGCUGGGAGCUACAAUCGGCCCGCUCGUCGCCACGGCCAUGGUCACAAAGGGUGGGCUGCAAUGGUAUCAGUACUACUACCUAAUGAUCGGACUAGCCGGGCUCGAGUUAAUCCUCACGACCACUGUCUUCUGGGGCGCGACGGGCGCCGUCUACAGAGCCACGCAUGCAGAGGCUACGGGCGGUGUGCGGACGACGACACGGACCGUCAUGCAAUCGCCCGUUGUCUGGCUCGUGGCCUUCUUCCUCCUCGGCUAUGUAGGGGCCGAGGUCAGCCUCGGAGGAUGGAUUGUGACCUUUAUGCUGGUAGUGAGGGGCGCCGAAGCUUUUCAGGCUGGCCUGACCGUUACCUUCUUCUGGCUCGGCCUGGCUGUUGGACGCGUGAUUUUAGGCUUCGUCACUGGGAGGAUUGGAGAAAAGCUUGCCAUAACCAUCUAUCUCGUGCUUUCAACAGCGCUGCAAAUUCUAUACUGGCUGAUUCCGAGCUUUGUCGCCUCUGCCGUAUUCGUGGCUCUCGAAGGGUUUUUUCUCGGUCCUCUAUUUCCUGCUGCCAUUGUCGCCGCAACCAAGCUGCUGCCCAGCGAUUACCACGUAUCCGCCAUUGGCUUUGCCGCAGCUUUCGGCGGUGGAGGAGCGGCUGUUUUCCCGUUCGCCGUUGGGGCCAUUGCGUCUAGCAAAGGAGUCGAGGUGUUGCAGCCCAUCAUUCUCACAAUUCUCGUCUUUAUCUUCCUGCUGUGGAUAACUAUCCCUGGCGGUCUUCGGAGAGGCGGUCUGGAACAUGCACGAGAUACCAACGAAAAGCUGGGACAUCAAUUGCACAAGGGGUAUCAGUGGUUCAGGCAAAAGUUGGGGAAAAGGUAG
Molecule: messenger RNA, 1443 nt
Organism: Pestalotiopsis fici W106-1
Lineage: Eukaryota; Fungi; Ascomycota; Sordariomycetes; Amphisphaeriales; Sporocadaceae
Exons: 2
Coding region: 1-1443 (480 amino acids)
Biological process (GO): transmembrane transport
Cellular component (GO): membrane
Molecular function (GO): transmembrane transporter activity
Source: RefSeq, a predicted model, not a curated record